GUGUCUUUUAAAACCUGUUUUUUUUUUAUAUUAUGGAAAACGGGGAAGGAAAAUGUAAAGAUAAAGGGAAAACUACUGAAGAGGUUGAGCUAAGAGCAAGUAAGACCCAACAUUCUUCAGAGACGGCUAUUGUGCUGAAAACCAGCCCUUCAGGCAUUAGCUCGCAAAUCCUACAAGAUGCAUCAGAAACCAUCCUUUGGGCAUUCCCUAGAGACACUCGAAGCAUAGGGGAUGAGGUCCCAGCAACGAUCCUCGAGUUAAACCUUUGUGACAACCGAAGCGUUAGAAAAGAGGCCCCAGAAACAACUCUCGAGUUAAACUUUUGUGAAAACCAAAGCUUAGGAAAAGAGGCCCUAGAAACGACCCCCGAGUUAAACCCUAAAGACAACCGAGGCCUGGGAAACGAGGUCCCAGAAACGACCCUCGAGUUAAGCCUUUGUAAUACCCGAAGCACAGGAAAAGCGUCUCCAUCGUUAAGUUGUGAAGUCAUUUGCCGGAUUUGCCAUGGCGGGCCGACAACGGAAAUGUUAAUAGCGCCAUGCAGAUGCUGUGGAAGCGCCAAAUACGUGCACCAGAGCUGCCUGCUGAUGUGGUUCGACAGGAAACAGGAUAAGACCUGCGAGCUGUGUUUAUACAAGGUCGAGAUGAAACCAAAGGGACUCAAACCUCCAACAAAGUGGAAACUUCCCAAUCGGUCAUGCGACUUCGUGGCGGUCCUCUUCAGCCUGUUCUGCCUCGUCCUUAUCUCAUUCAUCGGCCUCGUGAUGUGGGUUGCGUCUAACCGCUGCCUCUCCCCCGUCUGUGUUGUACUCUACUUCGUCUGCACCAUAGCUUUCCUAUACAUCGCCUAUUGCUGUGGCUGCGUACGCCAGAUCCGAGGAUAUUGGCAAAGCUGGCUUGACACCAACAGGGAGAUGUUCAUUCUUAGCCGCAAGGAGAGUAAAGUGGUACCGGCGAUUUUGGACUUUAGCAUCGGCCUGAUGAAUAACCUUGACAUGCAAAGGCGUGGAAGAGCGGUUCACGCGAGCUAAUACACAAUUGAUAUGAUGUGGUCCAUGUAUAACUACUGCAGGCUCAGUACCCCCCCCCCCCCCCCAUCACCCCAAAAGGAUUUGGUAUAGACUUUCCUACCCCAAACCUCUGCUGGAUAACAAUAGCAAACAGCAAUAUUCGGACCUUGAGGUAAAGGGAGAGGAGCCCCCCCCCCCCAUCCCCCCCCCCCGCCACCCCCCAAAAAGGAUUUGGUAUGGACUUUCCUACCCCAAACUUCUGCUGGGUAACAAAAGCAAACAGCAAUAUUCGAACCUUGAGAUACAGGGGGAGGAAACCAACGCCACCCCCCCCCCCCCCCAUCCCCCCAAAAAGGAUUUGGUAUGGACUUGCCCACCUCAAACGUAAGCUGGAUAACAAAAGCAAACAGCAACAUUAGAACCUUGAGGUACAGGGGGAGGAGUCCCCCCCCGCCCCCUCCCCCUUCCUCGUUUUGUUCUCGAGAAAGUGCUCUCCCACCAAAUCUUUCCGCUAGGGACAACAACGAGCUCCUCGACGCUUAUAAAAUCUAUCCAGAAAAAAAAAUAAAGAACCGUUCUCAAUUUAUUUCUGGAUAUAUUUUUUAAGCGUCGAGGAGCUCGUCUCUGUCCCUAGCGGAAAGAUAAAAAAAAUACUGUGGGACUGUCUUAAGCUCUACAUCAGUAAUCACAAACCCUCACAAAGUCCAAGAGCAAGCCAAAAAGUGGGUAGGGCUAUAGCACUACCAGCCCCUCCCUCUCCGGGAUCCCUGAGACCGAGAGACAUCACUACCGCUCGCCCUGUCGUCGCUAUUCAUUCAUGUCGCUUUCCGACUGUACAAAAACCUUUUGGAAGAAAGGAAGUCUUUUUUCUAUCCCCUAUCGCACAGAGAGGCUCAGUUCCCCUAUCCUAAAGUAAGAAUUUGGUAUGGGGUGGGGCCCCUCCACUGAAACCUCUGCUAUCUAACAAAAGAGCCCCCACCCCCUCCCUUUACCUGUCCACUCCUUAGUGAAGUAGGCGUACUACAUACAGAGCUGUGGUUCGUUUGCCAAUCGACCGCCGACCUUCGAUUUUCUACCCUUUAGUUAUCAGAGGAUAAGUUUUAGAUGCGUUCUACGUGCUUAUAUUACUACAUCUCGUUAACACUAUAAGAACACAAGAAAAUGUUUUAAGAGUAAUCCAUAUUAUGUACAGAAAUGGUAAUUCUAAACAUAUAAUGAUCUUGCUCUUUGAUUGCAAAAAAAAAUAGUGCACCGACUUCUGUUAGAUGUAAUAGCUAGAAUGGAUCAAUUGGACUUUAGGGCCACCAGGUAUAUAUAAAAGGUAUCUGGUAAAGGUUAUUAAUACCCGAUGAAUUUAGAGUAGAUUAAAAGCAUAAUACCCGGUAACAUUUCAUCGGGUAAAAGUUAUUUCAAAUAUAAAUACCCGGUAAAGCGUUAUCAGGUUAUCGGGUAGGAAAAUAUAAAUACCCGAUGAAGCGUUAUCGGGUAAAACAAAAUAUAAAUACCCGAUGAAGCGUUAUCGGGUAAAACAAAAUACAAAUACCCGAUAAAGCGGGAUCAAUUGGACUUUAGGGCCACCAGGUAUAAAUAAAAGGUAUCUGGUAAAGGUUAUUAAUACCCGAUGAAUUUGGAGUAGAUUAAAAGCAUAAUACCCGGUAACAUUUCAUCGGGUAAAAGUUAUUUCAAAUAUAAAUACCCGGUAAAGCGUUAUCAGGUUAUCGGGUAAAGGAAAAUAUAAAUACCCGAUGAAGCGUUAUCGGGUAAAACAAAAUAUAAAUACCCGAUGAAGCGUUAUCGGGUAAAACAAAAUACAAAUACCCGGUAAAGCGUUAUCGGGUAAAACAAAAUAUAAAUACCCGAUGAAGCGUUAUCGGGUAAAACAAAAUUUUCGAUCUUAGUUAGCUACAGUCGCUGUUUUCAAACUUAGCAUUUUAGCUCCAACAACCGACGCACAUCUAAGCCAAGAUGUACAUACUUUAUUAAAUUUCUGAGUAGCAUGAUACCAAAAAUCGGACUCACUAGACUAUACUAGCGCCUUGAGUGACUUCAGCGUUGAAGAGGAAAGCAAUCUACUACGCGCAAAGGCCGGUCUCAGAAUUUAACAAGCAUUAGGCUCUUGAAAUGCUAGAAACAUUGCAGAAUGUGGCAAGAGACAAAGAAGGAGAGAAGUCCAGACGGUUCGGGUUAAGAUUACCCCAAAAGAGUACUUCCGCUCUUUAAUGCUGAGGCUCCUUGGUGAUAAAGACCAUCAAGCGGCCUUCGAUGCGGUCGCCAAAGCGGAGAAAGCAAUGGGGAAACGCAAUUGGCAAAGGUUUAGGAUUCUUUUCGUACAGGACCAUCCAGAAAACAGGCAAGGAGUAACUAAAGCCCUGGCGCGGCUCGAUGCUACUAUUGCAACAAGACAGGGCGUUUCAUAUCUAGGUGUAUGGAGCGGGGGAGGGCGCAACGCCGGACCCCAUACCAGUCCCCCAGAGAGGGCCCACAGACUUCCAGUUUAACGCCGAACGAUGAUAUGUAUCUAAUAUACUUACUUCAAUCGUGUGUUAAUUAAUAAAGCAAAACAAAAUAAAAGAAAAAUUAUUUUU
Molecule: messenger RNA, 3595 nt
Organism: Nematostella vectensis (starlet sea anemone)
Lineage: Eukaryota; Metazoa; Cnidaria; Anthozoa; Actiniaria; Edwardsiidae
Exons: 3
Coding region: 33-1031 (332 amino acids)
Biological process (GO): protein ubiquitination
Molecular function (GO): ubiquitin-protein transferase activity; zinc ion binding
Source: RefSeq, a predicted model, not a curated record